UCUCUUUCGAUAUCUAGAUUAAUAGUAUAAGGUUUUUCUAUCCUCCCUCUUUUCACUUUCUAAUAAAUAAAUAAAUUCUGGUCUUCAGGUUUUGAUAUUAUUUACCCCUUCUGUUUGCAGUAAAGAAUUUUUCCAUAACUGUAAUUUCUUGGAAAUUGCCUAUAGUUUGAAUGAGUAUAUAUCAUUGUUUAGUGUUUUUUCUGUUGAUUUGUUUCAUGAUAUUUCGUGACAAGAUAUCUUGAAGGUUCUUGGUGCAUUCAAUUGGGAAAUUGGAAAUUGUUUCUUAUAUUUCUCAGAACAAAUCAGGAUUUCUGCCGACUGAGAACUGCGGCUGUGAGACUUUGCUUUUGGAAGGGUCAACAAUCGAUCCGCAAUUAAUCAGCCGCAGAUAUAUGCUGCACUUUAUAAUCCAAUAGUCAUGAGACUGAAGGAUCAUCCUUCCAGAAAUGCCCAGAAAAACAAUGAGAGCCACGAUUCUCCUGGCAGUCCGCGGCACAGAAAGGUGUUGGCAAGAUGGGAUCCUGAUGAAGCCUGCAGGCCCGUUAUUGAUGAUGCUCCAAUCUUUUAUCCAACCGAGGAGGAGUUCCAAGAUACUGUUGGUUAUAUAGAAAGCAUUCGUCCCAGAGCUGAGGCUUAUGGUAUUUGUAAAAUUGUACCGCCUCCAUCUUGGAAGCCGCCUUGUCCACUUAAAGAAAAAGAAGUAUGGGAAAGAUCUAAAUUUUCGACACGGAUUCAGCAAGUCGACCUCCUUCAGAACAGGGAGCCAAUGAGGAAAAAGUCGCAAAAAAAGAGGAAAAGGCGGAGGCAGUUCAAUUCGAGACCAAGGAGACGUGCUCGCUCUGAAAGUUCGGAGGCUAAUACGGCUGGUGAAAGUGAAGAAAAGUUUGGUUUUCAGUCAGGAUCUGACUUCACACUUGAAGAAUUCAAAAGAUAUGCAGAAGUAUUUAAAGAAACGUACUUCAGAGUGAAGGAAAGAACACAAGAGUCCUCUGCUGAGAUUGGGCAAGAUAAGAGAUGGCUGCCCACAGUUAAUGAUAUUGAAGGAGAGUAUUGGCGGAUUAUCGAGCAGCCUACAGAUGAGGUUGAGGUAUACUAUGGAGCUGAUCUGGAAACUGGAAUGCUGGGAAGUGGAUUUCCUAAAGAUUCGUCGUUAUUGACAGACUCUAAGAUUAGUCGAUACGUGAAUUCAGGCUGGAAUCUGAAUAACUUACCUCGUCUCCCCGGUUCUGUUUUGAGUUUCGAAGAGUGCAACAUAUCCGGUGUAGUUGUACCGUGGCUUUAUAUAGGAAUGUGCUUCUCAUCGUUCUGUUGGCAUGUUGAGGACCACCAUCUCUACUCGCUGAACUAUAUGCACUGGGGAGAUCCAAAAAUGUGGUAUGGAGUGCCAGGAAAUCGUGCUUCUUCGUUGGAGGAAGCUAUGAAGAAGCACUUGUCCGAUCUAUUUGAAGAACAGCCUGAUUUACUAAAUGAAUUGGUAACUCAGCUGUCACCAUCAGUUCUAAAAUCAGAAGGUGUGCCAGUGUAUCGAGUCGUCCAGAACUCCGGGGAGUUUGUUCUUACCUUCCCAAGGGCUUACCACGCGGGUUUCAACUGUGGCUUUAAUUGUGCCGAGGCAGUAAAUGUUGCCCCUGUUGAUUGGCUGCAACAUGGUCAAAAUGCAGUCGAGCUCUAUAGCACACAGCUUCACAAGACAUCGAUAUCACAUGAUAAGUUGCUUUUGGCUGCCGCUAAGGAGGCUGUCGAUGCGCUAUGGGAGAUCUCUGUUCUAAAGAAAGAAAAUCCCGACAAUUUGAGAUGGAAAAGCUUCUGUGGGAAGGAUGGAACACUUACUCGAGCUAUUAAGACAAGGGUUCGGUUAGAGGAGAAAAGAAUAGAACGUCUACCAGGGGCAACAUGCUUCCAAAAGAUGGAAAAGGAUUUUGAUGUGAAUACAGAAAGAGAAUGCAUUUCUUGCUUUUACGACUUGCAUCUCUCUGCUGCGAGCUGCAAUUGUUCCCCAGAUAGGUUUACAUGCCUCAAACACGCAAAUCUCGUCACUUGCUGUGACCCCGAAAACAGACUAGUUCUUCUCCGCCACUCCAUUGAUGAGUUAAAGACAUUGGUCGAGGCAUUGGAAGAGAACACGUUUGCUCAAAGAGUGUGGGUAUCCGAGGAUGGUGGCCAUUUAAGCCCGAAGAAUCUGAGUGAUAGUAUUCUUGCCGCCCAUAGUCAGUUGUUUGGGGUUGAUCUUUCUUCAAUGAAAAAUGAAUACACAGAAGACUCGGUGUAUAAAGUUUCAUGGGCUGAUUCAGAUCCUGAACGAAGGACCAACUUUUGUGUUGAAGUCGUAAAUCUUGGAUCUGUUGUUCACGGGAAAUUGUGGAGCAACAAGGAUGCCAUAUUCCCCAAAGGUUAUAAAAGCCGUGUAAUGUUCUAUAAUAUCUGCAAUCCACUGAUCAAGAGUAGCUAUACAUCAGAAAUCAUGGAAGGUGGGCUCCUAGGCCCCGUGUUCAAGGUUACUCUCGAAGAGCUUCCACAGGAGAGUUUUGUGGAUGUCUCAGCGCAAAAAUGCUGGUUGAUGGUGUGUCGGAGACUGAAUCAAGAAAUACUGACACAACGAAGUUUGGGGAAGGAAGGGCUGCCCCCGUUGCAGCCUCUGGGCAGCAUAAACGGGCUUGAAAUGUUCGGUUUCCACACUCCAUCCAUCGUGCAGGUGAUCGAGGCGCUCGAUCCUCAUCACAAGAGCGUGGAGUACUGGGAAAACAAGAUCCUUAACAACAAGUCAUCAUCAAGUACAGACGAUAAUAGUUUAGCAGCUGAGAAGAAUUCUUUGGAAACGAGGUCUGAUGGAGGGGAAAUAACAGAUAGUUUUGAGACUGACAUAUUAGCCGGCGGAGACGAGGAGACGCGGUCUGUUUUCGCAAGGCUGUUGAGGAAAGCUAACCCUGAGGAGAUGGAAAUACUGCACAGGAUAUUAUGCAAAGGAUCAACAAGUUCUUUGUGGAGAGUAGCUUUUGAGACGCUGACAGAGGAGAUUCAGAGAAACCCUAAAUAAUUAUUCUUCUAGACAUAGGUGACCAAUUUUUGGUAGUUUUACAAUUUUUGUCAAUUAUUUUUUAGCGUCGGCAUAAACAGGGAGAGAUUAAUCCUGGUGUUGCACGGUGCAGGCAUUUCUGAUGCAAAUAAAUGUGUCGAUUGCUGCAAAAAUGUAGUUUGUAUAAAUUAGAUGAUGACGUUUGGUUUUGGCUCUAACAGUUAAUGGUCUUUGACAUAAUGAAAAGUUGGUGAUCUUGAACAUAAGAAAUCAAGAAAA
Molecule: messenger RNA, 3292 nt
Organism: Salvia miltiorrhiza (redroot sage)
Lineage: Eukaryota; Viridiplantae; Streptophyta; Magnoliopsida; Lamiales; Lamiaceae
Product: lysine-specific demethylase JMJ18-like
Exons: 12
Coding region: 419-3034 (871 amino acids)
Biological process (GO): chromatin remodeling
Cellular component (GO): nucleus
Molecular function (GO): histone H3K4me/H3K4me2/H3K4me3 demethylase activity
Source: RefSeq, a predicted model, not a curated record